Cylas formicarius (sweet potato weevil) is the source of this 2260-nucleotide messenger RNA. RefSeq names its product serine protease gd-like. The record is from RefSeq and is a predicted model, not a curated record. Gene Ontology annotation, biological process: proteolysis. Bases 510 to 2249 code for a protein of 579 amino acids. The transcript has 11 exons. Gene Ontology annotation, molecular function: serine-type endopeptidase activity. NCBI's taxonomy places the organism in Eukaryota, Metazoa, Arthropoda, Insecta, Coleoptera, Brentidae.
CGAUUUAGUUGGCUGUGAUUCGUGUUUAAGCGUAGCCGCCUGCUAGAUCUUAUAGAGCCAUCAAUUCUGCGUUACAUAAAGACCCAGACGUCUCGUAACGGGCAACAUUAAUCAUUAAAUCGACAUUAAUGGUAAUUCUGCGCAAAAUUUCGGGCACAAAGCCGUCGAGUCGGGAUAUCAAUUUAACACUCGUCGUCGUAACGUGCGUUAUUAUUGACGACGGUUUGUUUAUAAUUGUCGACCAAUCGAAAAAUUCUAAUUUGCUUCCUAGUCAUCAAGGUGAUUCGCGGUAACGAAAAAAAAACCAGUUCUCUCUAAUUGUGACGAAUAUCGGUGAAAUACUUGUGACAUUAUUGCAGUGGGGUGUUUUUCCGGGGUCAAAUGUAAACGGAAAAACCUCAGGCAGAGUCCAAAUUACGACCCAGUGUACAUAGUAUGUGUACGUACGUGUGUAUAGUAUUUAUUACUACUUAAGUCUAUUUAUUUUUUUAUAUUGUUUGUAUACGAAAAUGCAUUCCAUAGCUUUGAUAGCUUGUAUCGUAUUAACUGUUACCGCGGUAAAUGCAAUGUUUAAAAAUCACAUGCACUACAAACCCUACCCCAGGCAGCAGUUCGAUCUGUCCAGCCCUUGCCCGGACAACUUCGAAUACAGGAGGGAUGAAAACGGUGGUUUGAUAGGUAUCGUGAAAGUGGAACACACCGGACAAGAGAGAAAAAUUCAACUAGACAUCGAACUAUCCGUAGGAAAUGUCGUAGAGGGUUACAAUGGAAAAAUUCAACUAGCUUUCGACAAAGAAAAGGUGAUCGAUGACAUUAUGCAUGGAAGGCCAGUUUUCUACAGGGUCCUCUUCCCCAUGUGGAACCGGAUACCACCCAAAGUUACCAAAAUUUUAGUCAAUGGUUAUUUGAUUUGUACGGGUUCACCUAUUCCUAUUGCUUUGGUGCCCAUAUUGACUACCAUUAAUCUCCAACACAAGCUGCGGAUAGAUGUGAUGCCUUUGUUUUCAUCGCCCGAGCCCGCUGUUGCCAGUAGACCAAGUUCAUUUGACAAUGUCGCAUCUGGCGAUUCCGACGUCGCUGAACCGACAAAUUUCGAUAUCAGACGAUACGACGCGGCUUUCAGCAACGAAAACCCGUCCAACACGAACUCUUUAAAUAAGAGGGAGAAUACGGAGAACCCGUUUUUAAGCAAUAACAAGAACCCGUUCAAUUUUAACCCCCCCUCUCGAGCCGAUCCCGGCAAAGCUUUCCCUGGAAAUCCUUUUUUUACGGCACUGUCCACGCCGUUACCUUCUAGAAGUCCCGAAAUCGAAAAUGUUUCCCAAGACGAGUUUCAAGUAUUUAUACCCAGAACAUCAGAGGCACCCAUGAGGUCUGAAGCAAACGUUCCCCAGAGGGCUUUUGAAUUUAAACCUCCUUCUAGAGAGACAAAUUUCAACAAUAACAAAACAAAGUAUGGCGAUGUUUGUGGUCGUCCCAUCGCGACCAAUUCUCUCAUUGUUAACGGAAAUCGGGUUCCCAGGGGCGCCUACCCUUGGCUGGUGGCGAUAUUCGUCGUGAAGGCUACAGGACUCAACUAUAUUUGCAGCGGAUCUCUUAUUUCCGACAGACAUAUUGUGACAGCCGCUCAUUGCGUCAAGACCGAGAAAAGAAAAUACAAACCCCAGGAGCUGCUAUGUAUUUUGGGUAAACUGAAUAUCCAAAAAUGGGUGCCCAGCAACGGCGAGAGAAUAAUUGAACCGGAAUCGAUCAUCGUACAUCCAGAUUACGAAUCGGGUACGUCGGAUGCGGAUAUCGCGGUCUUGAUACUUGGCGAGCCUUUGGAGUUUACUAAAUUCGUCAGUCCGAUUUGCUUAUGGAGCGGCUCCACGGACCUGGGCCAAGUCGUUGGUCAGGAAGGAACAGUUUUAGGGUGGGGUAAAGACGAAAAUGGCGACAUCAGCACUGCUGAGCCGAGGCAAAUAAAUUUGCCAAUCGUCACCCAGGAAGAGUGCCUCAGAAGCGGGAUCCAGUUUCAGUACAUUACGUCCAACAGGACUUUUUGCGCAGGUUCCCGCAACGGUUCAGGGCCGUGCAAUGGAGACAGUGGAUCCGGUUUCAUUAUGCGAAAAGACGGACGAUUUAUGCUCAAAGGAAUUGUGUCGAUAGCAGUGUCAGAGCCAACCAAGAGGACGUGCGAUCUCAGCAAUUACGUUGUCUUCACUGACGCCAGUAAAUUUUCCGAUUGGUUCAUCAAUUUUAUUAAAUAGAGUAUAUGAAA